Molecule: messenger RNA, 893 nt
Organism: Dioscorea cayenensis subsp. rotundata (Guinea yam)
Lineage: Eukaryota; Viridiplantae; Streptophyta; Magnoliopsida; Dioscoreales; Dioscoreaceae
Product: glycine-rich cell wall structural protein 2-like
Exons: 1
Coding region: 90-701 (203 amino acids)
Source: RefSeq, a predicted model, not a curated record
UAUAAAUACCCUUCCAUUCACUCCACAACUCCACAUCCCUUGCUUCUACUUCCACUGCUCUUACUACUACUAGUACUAGUAUAGCCACAAUGGCUAAGAACACAAAGCUUUUGGUUCUUGGCUUCAUACUUCUCCUAGCCAUAGGUCUAUCCUCGGCAGCGAGGACCUUGAGUGAGGGUUACACGUCCGGUGGAGGUGGAGGAGGUGAAGGUGGAGGAGGAGGUGGAGGUGAAGGUGGUGGUGGAUCUGGCUAUGGAUCUGGCUAUGGAUCUGGGUCUGGGGGUGGUGAAGGUGGAGGAGGAUAUGGGAAAGGAGGUGGUGGUGGUGGUGGAGGUGGAGGUGGACAAGGUGGUCGCGGUGGAUCAGGAUCAGGAUCAGGAUCUGGAUAUGGAUCUGGGUCAGGAUCAGGAUAUGGAUCAGGUGGUGGGGGUGGUAAAGGUGGUGGUGGUGGUGGUGGUUCCGGUGGAGGUGGUGGUGGUGGUUCUGGUGGGGGACAAGGUGGUGGAUCCGGAUAUGGGUCUGGGUCUGGGUCUGGGUCUGGCUCUGGUUAUGGACAAGGAGGUGGUGGAGGACAUGGAGGUGGUGGUGGAGGUGGAGGAGGACAUGGAGGUGGAGGUGGAGGAGGAGAAGGAUCUGGUUCAGGAUCUGGAUAUGGUGAGGGUGGUGGAUAUGGGAGUGGAGGUGGACAUGGGCGUCGUUAGAGAAAGCAUAAGUAGGUCCAUGGAUGAGAAAGAGCACUAGGAUGAGCAUGAACCAUGGAUUGAUAAGUUGAGCAGUAGCGUUUGUGUGAUAUUAUUAUAUAUAAGAGCAUCAUCAUGUACUAUGAGAAAUAAGACUACUUACUGUUUUUAUGCUUAUUAUGUAGUAUGAGAAAUAAAACUACUGCUUUUAUA